Messenger RNA from Eufriesea mexicana, 648 nucleotides. RefSeq names its product thioredoxin domain-containing protein 9. The record is from RefSeq and is a predicted model, not a curated record. The transcript is spliced from 3 exons. Bases 1 to 648 code for a protein of 215 amino acids. NCBI's taxonomy places the organism in Eukaryota, Metazoa, Arthropoda, Insecta, Hymenoptera, Apidae.
AUGGAUACUAUUUUACAACAAAAAAUAAUAGAAGCUACACAUUGUGUUGAAAAACAAUUAGACACAGAAAUAGAAAAGUUGGAUAAUUUGGAUAUUAAUGAUUUUGAAAAGUUACGUGAACAACGUUUCCAGAAGUUAAAAUUACUUCAACAACAAAAGCAAAAUUGGUUGUCAUUGGGUCAUGGAGAAUAUUCAGAACUACAGGAUGAAAAAGAAUUUUUUGAAAUAUCAAAAAAAUCAGAAAACAUUGUCUGUUUAUUUUACAAGGAUGAUUCGCCAAGAUGCAAGAUAGUAGAUCAUCAUUUUAAAAUUCUUGCAAAGAAACAUAUAGAAGCAAGAUUUUGUAAGCUAAAUGUAAUGAGAUGUCCAUUUUUAACUAAACGUUUAAGAAUCAAAAUUAUUCCCACAAUAGCUCUUAUUGUUAAUGGUAAAACUAAAGAUUAUAUUGUGGGAUUUACUGACUUAGGAAAUCGUGAUGACUUUCUAACUGAAACAUUAGAGUACAGAAUUUCUCUUUCUGGAGUAAUUAUAUUUGAAAAGAAUUUUUCAUCGGAAGAUAAUAAAAAAUCAUGGUUAUCCCAUAUUACAAAACCUAAAACUAUUAAAGGAUCUAAUAAUUCAAAUUCUGAAGAUUCAGAUGAAAAUUGA